CGAUUGGGCCAUUUUCAUUUCUGCCAUCGUCAGUGCUGCCUCGCUAUCAACCAUACCCCUCAUAUAUAAAAAGAAUAAAAAGAUUCUUUGUAAUUCUCUGUUGCUUAACGCGAAAAGGGGAAUCUUUUCCCUAGACCGAUCAGCGCGAAUAACACCGUUUUGUCUGCCAUUCGGUUGAGACGAGUAAUUCAUAAGAUCGCGACAUUUUUAGUUCCGUUCGCUCAAGUGAAAACGGGAAUCCUUUCGCGAAAAAUCGAUAAUAAUAAAAAAGAACCAACAGGAGGCCAAAUUCGGGAGACGUUAGAAAAUCGAAGCUCUCGGUAGUAAGACACAAUUUUCAAAAUUUUAGGGAAAACUAGACCAAAUUUAUCUAGGCAAUAAAUAAGUGUAGUAUUACAAUUGUUCGUAAAGUUCGUGUAAAAUAUAAGCAAUCGGCAAUAAUUCGAUUCGGGUACACCAGUUAAUGUGAGUGAAAAAAUGAAGUUCCUGGUUCGAGCUGACGACUGAAGGGAAGUAGAAAAAAUUCCGCUUCAGCCCAAAACUUGUAUCAUUACGGUAUAAUCAUACCAAAUUGGAUUAUUUCUGAAACUUUACGGUAAUCGAUCAAGCGAAAAUUGCAUAAAUUUAGGCGUCUAAAGCACAGUACGAAUACGACCAAAACGGCAAAGUCGGUUGCCAGCUGCAAGUUUUUAGCAUCAACCGUCACGCCACAGACAAAUCCAAUGAAACCAAGUUUUAAAAACGGAAAAUUUGCAACAUCAAUCUAUGAAAAAUGUCUUUGCCAAAAGAGUGGAAUCUCCAGGCAUCGCAGGUCCGUCUCGAUAAACCUGACCGACCUGAAAGUCUCGUAUCUGAGGAUAUUGAGAUACAGCAAAGGUAUGAGAACAAGUUCCUCCAUGCUGUGUACCACCCGUCAAUACCUGACCACUGCCGGGCACCGCUUAACGCAGCUCUGCUGGCCGAGUGCGACAACAGCGGUUCCUUGUUCUCAAUCCAGUCAGCACCGGUUGUGCCGACCAGUAACAGCUCCGGAAUUCCCGAUCCAAUGCUGGCCAUUGAUCCGAUGGGAAUGGAUGCCAUUCGGGAAAGGCAGCGAGAUUCUUACUCAGGAACGUGCACCGAUCUUGGACCACUCGUGCUCCCUGGAUAUGGUGCCAGCUCCAAGGAGAACCCAAAUGAUACCCUACUUCGCCCCGCUUCUCUUGCGUUUGACACGUGUUUUCAUGCAAAUAAAUCCCAGCACGUUGAAGCGCAACUUUCAGCAGAAUUGGACGAAGACGACAAUGAAAAUCUAUUGACUGUCUCAAGUCUAACCGCCAGGCCAUUGAUUGCAAAGUCUCGGGAGAUUAGAAGCAAAAAAGAAAAGCUUCAAUUGAGACGUCGAAAAGAAGUAUGCACCGACACGAGCAGCGAGGACGAUGGAUAUGGCCCACCGGAUGGGGGCUACGGAUGGAUCAUCGUGUUCGGCGCCUUCUCGGUGCAGUUCUGGGUUGCUGGAUUGGUUAAAUCGUACGGAGUGUUGUACGUCGAAAUCAUGGAAAGCUUUCCAAACUCGUCGGCUACUACGGCUUCAUGGAUUCCGGCCAUCUUAUCCGCUUUGUGCUUAGCUUUAGCUCCAGUGUCUAGUGCUCUGUGUCAACGCUUCUCAUGUCGCAUAGUUGUCAUUCUCGGUGGAAUAUUUUGUGGGCUCGGACUCACGUUGAGCUAUUUCGCUACCAGCUUGUAUCAUUUACUGUUUACCUUUGGAAUACUCACUGGGAUCGGAGGUGGAUUGUCCACCACUCCCGGAAUUGUCAUAGUGUCGCAGUAUUUUGAGAAACGCCGAGCUUUGGCCAACGGAAUCACUAUAUCCGGAACCGCCGCUGGAAGUUUCAUAUUUCCCACUAUGAUUGAACGACUAAUCUAUUCCUUUGGUUUUCAUGGAACUCUGCUGAUUUUAGGAGGCUGUAUGCUACACGUUUGUGUAUCCGGAGCUUUGUACCGUCCGGUAGACGAGUAUGCGCAAAAGAAACCUACUCAAUCUAAAGAAAGUGUUCCAUUUUCCUCGAGAUUUGACUUUAAAGAAAAUCUCGGACAUCUCAGCUCAUCAGAAGAUCAUCUCAGUCGACGCUGUCUAGAAGAUCUGUUUCUUGAUGACGCCAUUCGGGAUAAAAAUCGCAACAGUCUUAAUAUCGACAGCAAGUUCGUGAAUGUUACGGAAAAAACGCUACAAGAAAGUGAGGACGAACUGAAAGAUAUCAUCUCGAAUCCUAUUUUUCUGAAGCCCAUAGCUUCGAUUAGAAGCUGCAGCAUACUACACUCGGUUGAAGACCUUAGCACUGACUCUACCUGCGUGUACAAGAAUCGAGCAAGCGGAUACGAUUCGCAUCGCAACAGCAAACGCAUCAAGCAACCGACUCUACCACCUAAGACGGAACAACAGCAACCACCGCAACUCCAAGGAUUACUGGAUCUAGGCAGCGAUCCUGCGGAUAAACCUCCAUUAGAGUUGGACAAUCCCACCGUCAUCAUCAACAACAAUAAUUCUUCAUCGCUAUCGCAGAACAACAAUCGGGGUUUGAGCAAAAGCAUGGUCAUACCGACUCCGGUUGGGGAUUUGUCCAACAUCUUUGAUGACGAAUAUACCGAAUACACCCGGGGACUGGCCGAAAAAAUAAGUCAGUACCUGGACAUAUCAUUACUUCAGGACAUCGCGUUCAUCCUAAUGUGCCUAUCGGUGACACUGAUGUCGGUUGGGUGUCCAUACAUGCUGUACUACCUACCAGCCUACGUUAUUUCUGCAGGUUACACAAAAUCUGAGGCGGGAUAUUUGGUAGCAGUGAGCGCAGCACUAGAUUUGAUUGGUAGAUUGACUCUUGGGUGGCUUUCUGACUUGGAUUUGUUUGAUCGAAAAAAGGCUUACAUCGUUUGCAUCUUAGGAGCCGGUACGGCCGUUCUAACGAUUGCUUCAACAAAAACAUGGAUCGUGAUAGUGUGUAGUGCCGGAAGUUAUGGGCUGUGUCUUGGCAGUUGGUACCUGCUAAUGCCGGUGCUGCUGGCCGACCUGUUCGGAACCGACCGAAUCAGCUCCAGCUAUGGACUGGUGCGGAUGUUUCAAAGUGUUGGUGCUAUAUCGGUGCCACCAUUAGCAGGUUUAAUUUUCGAUUCCUAUCGGACUCUUCGAAGCCGAUUCGAUCGAACCUUCCCUUUUCAGCACACGAACAUAUUUGUAUCUAUUUUCUCUUUUUCUUUCUCUUUCCGUUCAACUUCGGCAAUAAAACCGCCCGUUUCGCCUCGUCCGCUCGUCUUCCGCCUCGUCACUUGUGCGCUGUCGUUGUGAUUCUUCCCCCAACCAACCAAACUCGCUCAAAUCUUCAUCAAAAUAACAAAAACCUUACCACCCUACAUUUGUUCAACAUGAAAUCCUUCCAACCAAAAAUCAAGGUCUUCUACGGGACUUAUCCGGUGGCUACGAGAUCUGUUUCUACUGCAUGGGAGUGUGCAUGGUAUUCGGGAGCGUGCCGCUACUUGUGGUCAUUGUCAAGGAUGUGCUGGCACUUAGCGACAAAAAGCUGACCAUGGAUCGA
Malaya genurostris is the source of this 3566-nucleotide messenger RNA. RefSeq lists its product as uncharacterized. NCBI's taxonomy places the organism in Eukaryota, Metazoa, Arthropoda, Insecta, Diptera, Culicidae. The transcript has 9 exons. The record is from RefSeq and is a predicted model, not a curated record. Gene Ontology annotation, biological process: monocarboxylic acid transport; transmembrane transport. Gene Ontology annotation, molecular function: monocarboxylic acid transmembrane transporter activity. Bases 773 to 3319 code for a protein of 848 amino acids.